UUGUCUCGACUUACUCCAACAACAGCACCGCCGACAUCGACAUCGACUGCGGCACUACGGGAAUCGCUUAUCGCUGCCUUGCUUCUUCUCCCUAGAGCCCGGCGCAUCCUCGACACAACCUACCAUCACCGACAACAGACAGGUAGACAGCACAAGUGGAACGUUCAAAAUGGCUCUUGUAGGAGUCCUUAGCCCCCUCCGGGCCUCGAUGCGCUCGACUGCCGCCAGAACGGGGGCUGUCCGCUCCUUCUCAAGCUAUCUAGUCACCCCCAAGGAGCUGCACGAAGCCCUCAAGAAGGCCCCUCCUUCUCCCAUCUCGUCCGAACCCCGUGUCAUUCCUCUAUGCGCCUCCUGGUUCCUUCCAAACGACCCCCAGAAGCGCACCGGCCUCGACGUCUUCAUCGAAAAGAGAAUCCCCAAGGCACGCUUCUUCGACCUCGACAAGGUGAUCGAUAAGCGCAGCCCUUACUCCCACAUGCUGCCCAGCUCCAAAGACUUUGCCGCUGCCAUGAGCGAGCUCGGCAUCCGCCGCGAGGACACCGUGGUCAUCUACGACAGCCAGGAGCUGGGCAUCUUCAGCGCCCCCCGUGUUGGCUGGACCAUGAAGGUCUUUGGCCACCCCAAGGUCCACAUCCUCAACAACUUUAAGCUCUGGAUCGAGGAGGGUCUCCCUACCGAAUCCGGAAACGUCUGGACGAUCGAGUGCGGCACAUACCCCAUCCCCGAAAUGGACGAGGACAAGGUCGCGAGCUUCGAGGAGGUCCGUGAAGUUGCCAUUGAUUCCAAUAACGAGGGCGUGCAGAUCCUGGAUGCGAGAUCACCCGGCCGGUGGAGCGGCAAGGAGCCAGAGCCGAGAGAGGGUCUGUCCUCGGGCCACAUGCCUGGCUCUAUCAACAUUCCCUUCAGCGCUGUCUUGGACCCCAACACUAAGGCCUUCCUUCCAGCCGACAAGUUGAAGGAGGUCUUCACCAAGGCCGGCGUUGAUCCCUCAAAGCCCAUCAUCUCCAGCUGCGGAACCGGCGUCACGGCCUGCGUCCUCGAAACAGCGCUCAACGAGGCGCAGUUUGGCUCGCCUGAGAAGAGAAAGGUUUAUGAUGGAAGCUGGACUGAGUGGGCGCAACGGGUGAAGCCUUCCGAGUCGCUGAUCCAAACGGUCGAAUAAGCAGAGAGAAAGGAGUAUGAACAGCUCUCGCCUUCGAUACCGGCCGAGCGAACAGCAUGGCGUCGGGUCGUCCUCCUUCUUUACCUUCUUCUGUACAUGUUGCGCCUUGCCCAUCGAGGCUAGCUUGGACUGCGGUAGACGAGUGUGCUUCGUGGGCGUGCUGCGCCUGUUGGGUGGAAAAUGAAUCUGUCAUUGGUGGUGUUCCAGGCGUUCGGAGGGAAGCCCUCAAGGUUGUGUAAACAUGC
This is a messenger RNA of Neurospora tetraspora, 1407 nucleotides long. RefSeq names its product Rhodanese-like domain-containing protein. Bases 170 to 1162 code for a protein of 330 amino acids. Gene Ontology annotation, molecular function: thiosulfate-cyanide sulfurtransferase activity. Gene Ontology annotation, cellular component: mitochondrion. Lineage: Eukaryota; Fungi; Ascomycota; Sordariomycetes; Sordariales; Sordariaceae. The transcript is spliced from 2 exons. The record is from RefSeq and is a predicted model, not a curated record.